Messenger RNA from Pocillopora verrucosa, 2551 nucleotides. RefSeq names its product DBH-like monooxygenase protein 1. Gene Ontology annotation, molecular function: dopamine beta-monooxygenase activity; copper ion binding. Lineage: Eukaryota; Metazoa; Cnidaria; Anthozoa; Scleractinia; Pocilloporidae. The record is from RefSeq and is a predicted model, not a curated record. Gene Ontology annotation, cellular component: secretory granule membrane. Gene Ontology annotation, biological process: octopamine biosynthetic process; dopamine catabolic process; norepinephrine biosynthetic process.
UACAAGUUUGCAGAACAGCUGUUUUUAGUUAUACAGACAUUUAUUACGCCUCUGUAUAGCACUGUCAAAUAUUGUGUGCCCGAUUGAUUUGUCACGUAUUUUACUUUGUCAAACGUCGUGGAGAAGUUAUGUAGCAUCUACGCUGCAGCUUAGCGGCCUUCGCCUUGUGAGGAGUGUCAAGAGAGGGAAAAAGGCCUAAGUGAACUGUCCACCAGGGUAAAACAAAAAUGUUCGACGUGAAGAGGUGGUCGUUGUGGAGGGAUGGCCGUCAGCAUUGGUUCGACCUUAGUUUCCUAAUUAAGGAGGGCAGUUCUGGAGGUCGUGGGGUAAGGUAUGUGCCCAAUCACAAUGAGUUUGUGCUCCCCACGUGCAUCUGUCUCUUAGUUACGAAACGAUCUACGUAAUAUUCAGUGACGUCCUCCAAGUUUAGUUGUCAAAAGAGCGGCAGCAAGCUUAUGCCGGCAACAUGUUCUCCUUAAUGUUGAUAGCAAUUUCAGCUUUGGUCCCUGCCAAUGGCGCUGAUUUGUCUGCUGAGUUUGCUCACGAAGCAGUUUUAGAUACUUACGAGAAAAUGAAACUGUUCUGGACGGUGAACUGGGAAAAUAAAACCGUAUCCUUUGCCGUUCAGGCAGCAACAACAGGGUGGGUUGGUUUCGGAAUCUCUUCGGGUAAUGGAAAUAUGGCCGGAAGCGACAUGGUUAUCGGAUGGGUGAAGGACUCCAAGGGUUACCUAACGGACCGGUUUGCUGAUUCCCAAAGCUUUCCACCGUUGGACAAAGAAAACAAUUACAACUUAACUGGGUUUGAGGAAAGCGAAGGGAAAACUGUGUUGAGAUUUAGUAGGAAAUUUGACACCUGUGAUCCUCGCGACAGGAAGAUUGAGGAAGGCACCACUAAAGUUGUGUUUGCAUAUCAUGCAGAGGACCCCACGUCUGAGGACGAUAUGAAGAAACAUACAUUCCGAGGGUCGAAGAGCAUUCUACUUCUUAACAACAUGGACAAAAAACAAGUGAACGAAACCGGGUGGCAGCAGUUUUACGUCACAAAUAGAAAUGUAACAAUUCCUAAAAAGCACACAACGUACUGGUGUUCUCUUAUCCAACUACCCGAGUUCAAAUCAAAGCAUCAUAUUACAAAGUUUGAGCCAUAUGUAACACCUGGAAACGAAGGCAUCGUGCAUCAUUUACUCGUCUACGAGUGUUAUGGAAAUUUUAGUAAUGCUGCCUUACAUGGUUCUGGCUUUGAUUGUCAUGAAACACCCAAUAUGCCUCUAAGACAUUGUUACGGCUACAGUGUCGUUGCUGCUUGGGCUGUUGGUGGUACGGCAUUUUAUUAUCCACCGAAGGCUGGGUAUCCAAUUGGUACGUCGGACUCGCCAAGAACACUUUUGCUUGAGCUACACUAUGACAAUCCCGAUGCAAUUGAAGGACGCAAAGAUAGCUCAGGGGUUCGUUUUUACUACACUUCUCAUCUCCGUGAGUACGAUGCUGGGAUAAUGUCUGUUGGAGAACGUAUAAGUAAAUUUGCGAUAAUCCCACCAAAACAGGAAUCUUGGUUGACUGUGGGUUACUGUCCCAAGGAAUGCUAUAAGGAAGACCUGCAGGCGACUAAGCUCCCUGAAAAAGGAAUAAAAGUGUUUUCUGUCCUUCUUCACACCCACCUGCAGGGGCGUGCAACAUGGACAAAGCAUGUUCGCAACGGAAUUGAGUUACCAGAAAUUGCAAGAGAUGACCAUUAUGAUUUUAACUUUCAGGAUAUACAAGUUUUGAGAGAAGAGGCUCACAUCAAACCGGGGGACGACUUAAUUCAUUUCUGCAAAUACGAGACAAUGGAUCGCGAUAAACUCGUGCAGGCUGGUUUCUCUACCACUCAAGAAAUGUGUCUGAAUUACAUGUUUUACUAUCCUCGAAUGGUGAAUGCUACAGCAUAUUGCUCCAGCUCUCUACGUAAGCCAGUGUACGACUUCAUUAAAGAACACUUCCCUUCCAUGGCGGUGACAAAACGGUCAAAUCCUCUCAUUGGGGCAAAUAUCUCAUGGACGAAGGAAUUGGCGUCAGACUUGAGGAAGAGACUCGAUGAAGCAGACACAUUUUUUUCACAUUGCCGCGCGAGACCUAACAACUACACAUAUCCGAUUCCAAAGAUCAUGAAGCCCUUACCUCCUAGACAGUCCAACUGCCGCGAAAGAAGCACAACACCGGCCCCUCCAGUCGGAAAAACGGCCACGCCAGUCGGAACAACGGCCCCUACAGUCGGAAAAACGGUCCCUCCAGUUGGAGACGCCUUCUCGGUGACGACCUCGUACUCCACAGCAAUAUCUCUGCUCAUUAGCUAUUUCGUGUUCAUGUGAACGAUCAGAUAUGCUAUCAUGAUCACAGUUAAAGACUGUCUAUCACAAAUUGCUAGAGUUUACAGUUAAACCAAUUUUUGCUCCAUAUCUUAACCUAGAGAUGAUCUCUUAGAGGAUUAACAUUGCCAUAGUUGACAUAGAUAUACAUCACUAACAGCAUUAGUGAGCUUUUUUUUUUUAUAGAGGCGUUAACGGCUAAGG